GAAUCUAGAAGGGAAGAGCAGAGAGCGGACUUUAUAACAGAUCAAACUAUCUGAGCUUUUUUCCUUUUGAAAUAAAACAAGGAGUUGUAUGUCGAUCAGAUUAUCAGGAUCUAGAAUUUUUAAUUAUUUAAAAUUUUCAUUCAAUUUUAUUUUGCUUUCUGUAAACCUGGCAACAUUUUUUGAAAGAACAUCUCCUUUUUUACCUACAUCAUUUGCACUAUUUUUACUUCGAGGUGGUGUGUUGACAAGGAUUUUUUUAAAUCACUGGAAAGUAUGAGUUCCUUGGUAAUAAACGCAAUGGGAGAUUGUAAUAAUGCAGGCUUUGACCUCAUUCAAAACCGCAUUGAUUCACUGAGCACCAAGAUGGAUAAGCUCAUCAACAUUCAAGAAAAAGUCCUCAGUCGACUCGAUGGAAUGUCUCAGGAAAUCGACGAUAUCGAACAGGAUAUGGAGCAUUUGAUGGUCGAUAAGGAGGAAAUCCAUCUCCCGCCCAAGAUGGUGAAUCAAACCCAGGUGAUGGGGCGUGAAGUGCGGGAGAUCUGCCAGGAGAUGAGCACCAUCAUGUCCGUGGUGAACCAGCGGUCUGAGCAGCAGGCUCAGAAACUGGAGGGGAUGGAGAAACUGGUCCUCAGCAUGCAGCAGGUCAUCAGCUUCAUUGGGGAGACCGUAAAGAGUUCAAAGAUUAUAGAGAGGAUGUUCAAAGGCCCAGCUGCUCGGAAAGCCAAAUCUAAAGACACUAAAGGAAAGCAGAUGACUAAGAGGAAAUCAUCCACGGAUACAACAACUAAAACGCUUGACAAGAAAACUUCCUCUAACACAGCCAAUAAAGGAAAACAGGAGGUAAAUCCUGCAUGCGAGGCCAGUUCUCUGCAGCCCUCUCGCAAGAUAAAGCUCCAUGGACCAAAGCGUUUCCUCGCAUCCCGUAAAUGUGGAAACUUUCUUAAAGAUCAUAAAGGCAAAGAUGGGACGGAUAAGCCUAGUUUGAGCCAGAAGAGUCUUAAAGCUCAGAAGGAGAUGAAACCUCCAGAUGAUGCAGAUAAUGUCUCCCUGAAGAAACAGGCUUUGCUUCUCGAAGAGGUGCAGGAACUAAAUAGAGAAAACGCGGCACAGUCAGGUCACCAGCUCUCCUCCCUGGAUCUGGAGGCUGGAGUGCCCCCCC
Nematolebias whitei (Rio pearlfish) is the source of this 1159-nucleotide messenger RNA. RefSeq lists its product as uncharacterized. The record is from RefSeq and is a predicted model, not a curated record. NCBI's taxonomy places the organism in Eukaryota, Metazoa, Chordata, Actinopteri, Cyprinodontiformes, Rivulidae.